Messenger RNA from Entamoeba dispar SAW760, 1209 nucleotides. RefSeq names its product DENN domain-containing protein 2D, putative. Gene Ontology annotation, molecular function: phosphatidylinositol phosphate binding; guanyl-nucleotide exchange factor activity. NCBI's taxonomy places the organism in Eukaryota, Evosea, Mastigamoebida, Endamoebidae. The transcript has a single exon. Gene Ontology annotation, biological process: endocytic recycling; endocytosis. The record is from RefSeq and is a predicted model, not a curated record. Bases 1 to 1209 code for a protein of 402 amino acids. Gene Ontology annotation, cellular component: intracellular membrane-bounded organelle; cytosol.
AUGGGAGAGAGACUGGUUGAAGAUAUCAUUUUAUUAAGAUGUAAUUUAGUUAAUGGGAAAAUAAAUAAGGAGUGCAUCUACCAAUAUGUUGUAGGAGAUGUUAAUCAACAAAAUACAAUUUUUCCGUUUUGUUUUUCAGAAGGUGAAACAUUAUUAACACAAAGAAAUUUAUUGUUUGAGCCAACAAUUCCAGAAAUUUUUACAUUUAUGUUAACAGAUGUAAAUGGAACAAGAAAGUAUGCAUACUGUUUAAGGUUUCCACAUUUUAAAGAACCAGAAUGUUUAUGUAUUAUUGGAACAAAACCGUUGACACAUUUAUUUGAAGAAAUAUUAAAAAUAGCUAAAAAACUCCGAUUAUUAUCAAUUGAAAUAAUGAAACGAUUUCUUGAUGAUAUCUGUCUUCAACCAAUCCCAUUAGCUAAUGAAGUAUUAUCAAAUAUUUCAUUUCAUUACCUUCCUUAUCAAAUUAUUAAUAGUGAUGAAUUAAAUGACCAUUCUAACCAUGACGUGUCAGUAUUAUUAAAAACAUUUGGUGCUUCAAUGCUUGUUGAUCUUAUUGGAUAUUUGUUAGUAGAAAGAAAAUUUCUUUUUGUAAGUCAAUCAAUUCAAUCAUUAUCAGAAUUUAUUAUGGCAUUUACUUCUUUAGUAUCUCCAUUCCAAUGGCAACAUGUAUUUAUUCCAGUUUUACCACUUUCAUUAGUGACAUAUUGUGCUGCACCUAUGCCUUAUGUGAUUGGAGUAAAAAAUAAUUUUUUACCAAAUGUAUAUAAAGAUUGUGGUAAAAUGGAUGAUACAAUUGUUCUUGAUGUAGAUAGUGGUAAAUUAUUAAAUAACCAACCAUUAAAUUUUCCAUUGGUAUUUAUUUCUAAUGAAACUACUAUUUUAAAAGCUGCAUUAACUCGUAUUCUUCAUCACCUAGAUGAAAAUUCAAAUGAGCUGAUUUAUUGUCUCUUCCAUAAAUUCUUUGCUUCUAUCUUUGAUGGAUAUCAAAAAUAUCUAAAAUUUGAUUCACAAAAACAAAAAGCUGUGUUUCAAAUGGAAGAAUAUGAAGAAUAUUUAAAACAGGUAAAUGUAGAAAAUUAUACUAUCAUGAAAUCUUUUGAAGAAAGUCAAAUGUGUUAUAUGUUUUUUAAAGAAAGAGAAGAACAAAUUCAACAAGGACUUCAACUAACUUCAUUAUGUCCAUUAUUAAAGAUUAUUCAAAAGUAG